UUUCUCAAUUUUCCAGAAUUUCGUUUUUACCUUUUCUUUUUGUCUGAUAAAAACAAACAUAUUUUCAUGCACCUUUCAGCCGACCCUUUAAAAAAAAGAUCAAUUUUUUUCCUUCAAAUUUUACCUUUCUACCCAAUUUUAUGGAUGGUGGUGAGGAUAUAAAGUCUAAAUCUUGUCACUUAAAUUGUGCUUGAUAUUUUUAGUUAUUGAUGAAUCAAAGAGAAAGAAAAAAUGGGUGAGGAAAAAUGGAGAUUUUUUUUAAAAUAAAGAUCGAUUUUUUGUUGUUUUUUUUUUUCUUAUUUUCUGUGAAAAUAGAAAGAAAGCCCAAAGAUUUUAAUCGCUUAAACCUUUCAUUUGUUGAUUCCUUUCAAUUCUUUCUAACGUAAAUGAGAGUUGGGUUAAGUACGAUCCAACAAACACUUACGCCGGAGGCGGCAACCGUGUUAAACCAUUCAAUAGCCGAAGCAAGCCGUCGGAAUCACGGCCAAACGACGCCGCUUCAUGUGGCGGCAAUGCUUCUAUCGUCUCCCGCCGGAUUCCUUCGCCAAGCGUGUAUUAAAUCACACCCGAGUUCAUCCCACCCGUUACAGUGUCGAGCUUUGGAGCUUUGUUUCAGUGUGGCGUUGGAACGUCUCCCAACUUCUCAAAGCGCCGACAAUGGCGGCACCGGACUCGACCCGCCGAUUUCAAACGCUUUGAUGGCUGCUUUGAAACGCGCUCAAGCCCAUCAACGCCGUGGGUGUCCCGAACAACAGCAACCGCUUUUGGCUGUUAAAGUUGAAUUAGAACAGUUGAUUAUAUCGAUCCUCGAUGAUCCAAGCGUUAGUAGAGUAAUGAGUGAAGCUAGUUUUUCAAGUCCAGCAGUUAAAUCCGCCAUUGAACAAUCCUUGAACGGAAAGAAUCCGACCGGGACAAUCCGUCUCGGGUUCAAACCGGCCGUUGCCGCCCCUUCUGUUAACCGGAAUUUGUAUCUGAACCCGAGGUUACAACAAAAGGCAGACAGCCAGUCAGGGCAUCAAAGGAAUGAAGAUGUCCAAAAGGUGUUUGAUAUUUUGACGAAGAGAAAGAAAAGGAACCCGGUUUUGGUGGGCGAACCCGCGCCGGAAUCGGUGGUUCAAGAGAUUUUAAGGAUGAUUCAAGGUAAAGAAAUUGAUGGGAUUUUUAAAAACGUUGAAGUGGUUCAUUUAUGGAAGGAUUUGGCAUUGGAUAAACCCCAAAUGGUUGCAAAAAUCAAGGAAUUAGGCACUCAAAUUGGAGCCAAGAUUGGGAAUUUGGAUUUUGGAGGGGUCAUUCUUGAUUUGGGUGACUUGAAAUGGCUAGUAGAGAGUAACCAGCCGAUCGGGGCUCAACGGCUGUCUCUACUGGAACCAGGCGGUGCUGCUGCGGUGGCGGAGAUGGCGAAGUUGCAGCGGUUCGGAGAAGGUAAUGGGAGACUAUGGUUGAUUGGAACAGCUACUUGUGAAACUUAUUUGAGGUGCCAAGUUUAUUAUCCUUCAAUGGAGAAUGAUUGGGAUUUGCAAGCAGUUCCUGUUGCUUCUAAAAUGCUUUCAAGGUUUGGGAGCAAUGGGAUCCUUAACGGUUCUGUUGAGUCCUUAUCCUCGAUGAAUGGGUUUGUGACUACAGCUGCUCGACCUAGGCAACUCUCAGAGAACUUCGACCCUACCCGAAAACAAGGAUGUUGUCCACAGUGCAUGCAGAAUUACGAACAAGAGGUUGCCAAACUUUUAGCAGCCAAGGAGUUCGAGAAACCAUUGUCUGAUGCUAAUUCCAAAUCAACUCAGCCGGCAUUGCCGCAAUGGUUGCAGAAUGCAAGAGUCCAUGAUGAUCAGGCACAGCAGAAGAUUCAAGAACUCCAGAAGAAAUGGAAUGAUACUUGCUUGCAUCUACACCCGAAAUUUCAUCAAUCCGGUUUAAGCUCUGACCAGUUUGCUCCUAUGGCUCUUUCUAUGACGAGUUUGGUGCCUUUCCAGCCCAAAUUAACAUUAAACAGGUGCAGUGGGGAGACACUGCAACGGAUCCCGAAUCUUGUAGCUAGCCAACCUGGAAGUCCGGUAAGAACAGACCUUGUUCUUGGACGGCCAAAGAUAACCGAGACCGAACUUGAAAGAACACAUAAAGAGUGUGUGAGGGACUUUUUGGGCUGCCUACCUUCCGAACCAUGGAACAAGUUACAGGAUUUGAAAAGCAACAAACUGUUAAACGCGUUAGAUGCUGAUUCGUUCAAGAAACUCCUUAAAGGUCUAACUGAGAAGGUGUGGUGGCAGCAGGAUGCAGCAUCUGCGGUGGCUGCAGCAGUGACGCGGUGUAAACUAGACAAUGGAAAACGACAGGGUGCUGGAUCAAAGGGUGAUGUUUGGUUAUUGUUUUCCGGUCCCGACAGGGUUGGCAAGAAGAAGAUGGCGUCGGUCCUCUCAAAUCAAGUAUGCGGGGCUGAUCCCGUGGUGAUAGGUCUUGGCUCGAGACGUGAUGAUGGGGAAUCCGAUUUGAGUUUCCGUGGUAAAACUGUGCUGGAUAGAAUAGCAGAGGCUGUUAAGAGGAAUCCUUUCUCGGUAGUAAUGCUUGAAGACAUAGACGAAGCAAAUAUGUUAGUUAGAGGUGGCAUAAAACAAGCAAUGGAGAGAGGCCGACUCACUGAUUCUCACGGUCGUGAGAUCAGUCUCGGAAAUGUUAUUUUUAUUCUCACUGCAAAUUGGUUGCCAGAUAAUCUCAAAUUCUCAUCAAAUGGUAUUUCCCUGGAUGAAACGAAGCUCACCUGUAUCGCAAGUGGAGGUUGGCAAUUAAGGUUAUCCGUUUUGGAGAAAACUUCAAAGCGUCGAGCUUGUUGGCUACAUGAGGCAAGCCGAGCAACAAAGCCAAGGAAGGAUACCAGUUCACCGCUAUGUUUUGAUCUUAAUGAAGCGACUAAUGUGGAAGAUGGAUCACACCACUCGAGCGAUCUCACGGUCAACCACGAAGAACAUGGCCUCGCUAAUAGGCUAUCAUCCAACUCAACAUCAUCAAUACCCCGUGAACUGCUUGAUUCUGUCAACGAUGCAAUCGUCUUCAAACCCGUCGACUUCGGUCCCAUUAGACGCAAUAUAUCAAACAACAUAACAAAAAGAUUUUCCAGCAUUAUCGGGGAAAGGGUAUCGAUCGAGAUCAUAGAUGAUGCUCUAGAAAAGAUUAUGAGUGGUGUAUGGAUAGGUAGAACCGGAUUAGAAGAAUGGAUAGAGAAAAGAUUGGUUCCGAGCUUGCAACGGUUGAAAACACAAUUUCCCGUGUCAGAUGAGUCUCUAGUUGUCCGACUUGAACUCGAUGACGAAUCCUGUGAACGAAGCCAUGGAGAUUGGCUGCCUAGUAGUGUCAAGGUGGUCCUUGAUGCGUUCUCAUAGUGAGAGCUAUUUGGGGAUACAAUUGGUAUUUUGUUACUUUUGUUGGAUAGAAAUGUAAAUAUACUCAAACUAUUUUUGGCGGGGAGACGUUGAUAGAUUUAACGGUAUAUACUUAUUAAUAUUCGCUUCUU
Gossypium raimondii (Peruvian cotton) is the source of this 3502-nucleotide messenger RNA. RefSeq names its product protein SUPPRESSOR OF MAX2 1. The record is from RefSeq and is a predicted model, not a curated record. The coding region runs from base 387 to 3371 and encodes 994 amino acids. Gene Ontology annotation, molecular function: ATP hydrolysis activity; ATP binding. The transcript is spliced from 3 exons. NCBI's taxonomy places the organism in Eukaryota, Viridiplantae, Streptophyta, Magnoliopsida, Malvales, Malvaceae.